UUUGGCGAUGGACAUGGUGGCCUUAUAAUUGGUUUACAUCCAGUCGCUGAGACUGAAACAGCUACUAUUUCACAGUCUGAUCAGGAAGCGAGAUCACAAACUCAGCAGGAGACGGGGACAACAGAAAGACAGAAGCCGAUGCCAGAAAUGAAACCGGAGUUUAAACGAGUUUGUCCUGCUGCAAAAAUUUCCAUCGUCCUGUUGUUGCCGGUUGUGCUGGCAGUAUUAUUAUAG
Molecule: messenger RNA, 234 nt
Organism: Gongylonema pulchrum
Lineage: Eukaryota; Metazoa; Nematoda; Chromadorea; Rhabditida; Gongylonematidae
Source: the annotation of a GenBank genome assembly